UUUCUACUGGAAGAGGAAUCUAUUUGUGACAAGGUUUUACCUAAGAAUUUUAUUUAAACAAUAAAAAUAUUACUUAUCUUGUAGUUAUUUAUGUGUUUUCAGUGUUUUACUAGAUCCCAACUUUAAAAGAUACAAUAUUGUGGAAUAAAAACUGCAGCGACAGAAAAACCAUCAUGCGCACUUUAACUGUUCUCGUGUUAGUAUUGGUGUUGGUAGGACUGGGAUUGGGCCACAGAGGAAAAAAACGGGAAAAAUCUGGUUCUAAAGAUCCCGAAAGACAAGCAGCUAAGGCUGGAUGCGUCAGCAAGGGACUGUGCCCAGAUCGAGAAGCCAAGAAAGCAUUAUUCCGAAGCCAGUCACGAGAUUGUAAAAAUGCGAUCAGAUCAUGCAAACGAGGUGGAAUGGCGUCUUGCGAUCUUGAAACAAGUGGAUGCACUCCAGAUUUGAUUUCCACUUUCACAACUUGCAAAACUUGCAUUGGCGGGGCAGCAAGUGAAGAAUGAAUUGAAUUCACCGGCAGUUUCAAUUCCCUUUUCUUGAUUUGAGAGAAAAUUUACCGACCUUGCAGUGCCAUUUCUACAUCCACUACAUGCCAUAUUAUCAGUAUUUGCAAGCUUACUAAAAAAAUUACGAAUAAAUGAUGAAUUUGUUAAUAUGUUUGAAGUUUUCUAUUUUUGUUCUACUAAUUUCCUAUAAACACCUGUUAAAGUAAUUAAAUAUUCAUUUAAGAAGA
Messenger RNA from Styela clava, 733 nucleotides. RefSeq lists its product as uncharacterized. NCBI's taxonomy places the organism in Eukaryota, Metazoa, Chordata, Ascidiacea, Stolidobranchia, Styelidae. The record is from RefSeq and is a predicted model, not a curated record.